UUUAAUGAACUAUAAUUUUUUAACUUGUAGUUUUUAAGAAGAAUAUAAUCAUUUUCAUAUAUAAUAUUUUAAAAUCGUUAGUUUAAAAACACAUGCUGUAGCACAUUUCGAUACUUUCGAAAUAUUGAAGUCGCACACAAAACCAACAUGGGUGUCUUCGUGGUAUAUUUCAUUGGAACAAUUAUGUUGUCCCAACACACAAUGUGCGCCGAUCUUUCUUUGGAUUCAGAGGAAUCAUCAGCCAUAGCUGCACCACUCAGGCUUAGCCCCCAUGUUGAAGCUUCUGCUUUCAAACCGGACAACAAGACAAUCACUAGUACGACAAACCGGAGAACUCAGGGUAGAUCUUGGAAUCCGCAACCUAGGACAACAACAACAGAAGCUUCUGUGAUCAAAACAUUCAAUAAUAUGUCUGAAACUGAAAUGGUGCAUCAGGCGUGGCAAAAGUUUGAGAAGUCAGCAAAGAAACUUAUUGAUGGGCACAUGAAAAAGGCUCUUCCUAUGUUCUUGAGAAUGAGUUCCGAUGCUAAUCUAUCGGGAGAAUGCCAGAAAAGUAUAUUGGCCCUGGUGCAAGGAGUUAGAGGAAUGAAAAGUUGGGCUUAUAGAAUGUUGGAUGCAAGUGCCAAAAUUCCUUCUGGUAUACUAGAUGGUACAUUGAGUGACUUUGGAGAUUAUGACCAAUGUUUGGACAUAACUAAACUGGACAGUAAGAACCGGACUCAAUUCAGCGGUCAAUAA
Messenger RNA from Parasteatoda tepidariorum (common house spider), 738 nucleotides. Its product is annotated as nose resistant to fluoxetine protein 6. The record is from RefSeq and is a predicted model, not a curated record. NCBI's taxonomy places the organism in Eukaryota, Metazoa, Arthropoda, Arachnida, Araneae, Theridiidae. Gene Ontology annotation, molecular function: acyltransferase activity, transferring groups other than amino-acyl groups.